Molecule: messenger RNA, 3209 nt
Organism: Punica granatum (pomegranate)
Lineage: Eukaryota; Viridiplantae; Streptophyta; Magnoliopsida; Myrtales; Lythraceae
Source: RefSeq, a predicted model, not a curated record
GACAGCGUUUCGGGUCUUCCAGGCGACACGAGCUCCUUAACUGUUGAGAAUGAGCUUGCUAAACUGUUCAGGAGCUCGAUUUUGCUGCUUCCCGCGUAAACGAAUUUUCUCUUUACUUCAGGGAGAAGCUUUGGAAGAUCAUUCAUGGAAGUGUCUUCUGCUGCUCACAUUUUAAAGUCUCUAUCUUUUCUUACAUUUUGAUGGUGCAAGUAAAGUGUUUGAUGAUAUGCUUAAGAGAAGCGUGCCCUUGUGGAAUAAGCUCAUUCCUGGCCAUGUGGGAAAGAAUCGCACAACUAAAGCAUUGAGCGUGUUUUCCUGGACGACUGCGGAUGGCUCAUGUUCGGAUGAAAGCACGUUUUCUCUGCUUCUAAAGGCGUGUAGAGGGGACAAUGUCACGCUCGGUUCUGUCAGAGAGAUUCAUGCUAAAAUUGUUUCUCGUGGGCUCGAUGCUAGUUCCCUGCUCUGCAACUAUUUGAUAGAUCUGUAUUUCAGAAGCGGAUUUAUAAAUUAUUCGAAAAAGGUUUUUGACCGAAUGUGCUUGAAGGACAGUGUUUCAUGGGUCGCAAUGAUCUCGGGGCUCUCUCACAAUGGACAAGAAACAGAAGCUGUCCUUUUAUUCGGUCACAUGCAUAAGUCAGGAAUUACACCUACACCCUACAUUUUCUCAAGCGUUCUCAGUGCCUGUGCUAAGGUGGAGUUGUUCAAGAUUGGGAAGCAGGUUCAUGGGCUUGCUUUCAAGUCGGGAUUUUCCUCUCAAAUUUUCGUCUGCAACAGUCUCCUUACAUUGUACUGCCAUGUUGAGAAUUGGGUUUCCGCUGAACGUAUCUUUCUUGAAAUGGAGUUUAGAGACAGGGUCUCGUAUAAUUCACUGAUCUCUGGGCUUGCCCAGCGGGGAUUUAGUGAUAGGGCUCUCAAUCUAUUUCGCAGAAUGCAGCAAAUUGAUUUCUUGAAACCUGAUUUUGUCACCAUAGCAAGCCUCUUGAGUGUCUGUUCAUCAGCGGGGGACAUUAGUGGAGGUGUGCAGCUUCACUCCUUCGUGGUAAAAGCAGGUUUUUUAUCAGAAACUGUCAUUGAAGGUUCCCUUCUGGACUUUUAUGCGAAAUGCUGUGAUAUAGAAACUGCUCACAGGUUUUUUCUCAGAGCCGACAGAAAGAAUGUUGUCUUAUGGAAUAUAAUGCUGGUUGCUUACGGUCAGUUGGGUGAUCUGACAACCUCUGUCUGUCUACUCAGAGAAAUGAACCUCGAAGGCAUAAUUCCAAAUCAAUUCACGUACCCGAGCAUGCUCAAGACUUGCACCUCCAUUGGAGCUCUGGAAGAAGGAGAGCAGCUUCAUGCUCAUCUCACUAAGACUGGUUUCCAUCAGAAUUUGUAUGUCUCUGGUAUGCUCAUAGAUAUGUAUGCAAAGCAUGGCGAAUUCAAAACUGCUCGAGGAAUUCUAAAUAAACUGAGAGAAGAUGAUUUUGUAUCUUGGACGGCUCUAAUUGCAGGGCAUGUUCAGCAUGAUUUAUUUCCCGAAGCUUUGCAGCUUUUCAGAGAAAUGCAAGGCAGGGGAAUCCAACUGGACAACAUCGGACUAGCAAGUGCACUGAGCGCUUGUGCAGGCAUGCAUGCCCUUGAUUGUGGGCGGGAGAUUCAUGCCCAAUCAUGGGUCCGUGGCUACUCAUUUGACCUUUCUAUAAGAAACUCACUCAUUAGUCUAUACAGUAGAUGUGGCAGAGUCCAAGAAGCAUACUCGGCAUUUGAGAACAUCGACGACGAAGAUGAAAGAUCAUGGAACGCAUUACUAUCAGGAUUUUCUCAGAGCGGUUUACAAGAGGAAGCACUUCGAGUCUUUUCUAAGAUGAAUAAAUCUGGAAUCCAGGCGAAUUUGUAUACUUUCUGCUCCGCUGCCAGUGCUGCUGCUAAUAUGACCAAUAUGAUAUUGGGGAAGCAGAUUCACGGGUUGGUCAUGAGAACUGGGUACAGUUCUGAGACUGAGAUUUCAAACGUCCUUAUCACAUUAUAUGCGAAGUGUGGGAGCAUAGAAGAUGCCGAGAAAGAGUUCAAAGAAAUGCCCGAAAGGAAUGAGGUUUCUUGGAACGCCAUUAUAACGGGUUAUUCUCAACAUGGGCUCGGCAACAAAGCUCUGAAACUGUUUGAAGAGAUGAAAAGAUUAGGCUUAAGACCGAAUUAUGUUACAUUCCUCGGAGCUAUAUCAGCCUGUAGUCACGUGGGUUUGGUGAACGAAGGGCUCGACCACUUUCAGUCCAUGAAUCGAGAUUAUGGACUGGUGCCUAAGCCUGAACACUAUGCCUGUAUUGUGGACCUUCUUGGUCGGUCGGGCUUUCUGGCCCGCGCAAAAGGAUUUAUUGAGGAGAUGCCAAUACAGCCCGAUGCAAUGAUUUGGCGGACUCUAUUAAGUGCCUGCACAGUUCACAAGAAUGUGGAGAUCGGGGAAUUUGCUGCUCAGAAACUUCAAGGGAUGGAACCUGAAGACUCGGCAGCCUAUGUACUCCAAUCAAAUAUGUAUGCAGCAGCAGGAAAAUGGACUCAGAGGGAUAGGCCAAGGCAGGCAAUGAAGGAGAGAGGAGUGAAGAAAGAACCAGGCCAGAGCUGGAUCGAGGCUAAGGGCUUAGUUCAUGCAUUCUUCGCGGGCGAUAAGUUGCACCCUUUUUCAGAUAAGAUAUACAAAGCUGUAGCUGAUCUGAAUGCUCGGGCACAGGAACUUGGUUAUGUGGAGCAACAGUAUAGCCUCCGCAAAGAAGGAGAGCAGGGAGGGAUGGAACCGGCACAAAAUGUCCACAGUGAGAAACUGGCAAUUGCUUUUGGCCUUCUGAGCUUGUCGGAGAUAAUACCUAUACGCGUGAUUAAGAAUCUCCGUGUCUGUAACGAUUGCCAUAACUGGAUCAAGUUCAUCUCUAAGGCAACGAAAAGGACAAUCGUCGUGAGGGAUGCGUACCGGUUUCACCAUUUCAAAGACGGGGCCUGUUCCUGUAGGGAUUACUGGUGACAACAUGUAAAUGAACACUGGAGGAAAGAACGACCUUCCGGAUCAACAGAAGUUACAUUUACAAGAGACUUUCCUAAUCCUGGCGGGACCGGCCAUUACAGAGAAGACACGUGGUGUUGUGCUUGCCAGAGAUUGGAGCACGUGUUUUCUCGUGGAGGCACAUCUUGACAAUAAAUAUAUACUGAUGGCGGAUCCUCCUCCAUUCGAUCCGCGUGGGCAA